AUGGCAUUGGCUUCUACGUUCUUUCAUUCAAUACAAGAACAACCAUUAGUGCGCGCAACCCCAGCGCCCUGUUCCCACCCUCGAACCAGUCAACGGCUAGUCGUUCAGUGCGGCCGGCACGCCGGCUCACUUCGACGGCCGAAGUCCACGAGGCGGAAGUCGAAAUUCGCGCGUUCCGCGGAUGGGCAGCGCGCGGGGAAGAGCGGCGGAGGGGGUGGGGGUGCGUCGGUGAGCGAGGAGGUGUUCUCCUUGGGGAAGGGGUGGCUCGUCGACCCCGCCGCGCUCAUGGGCGGAGAGGGGGGGGACGCGGAAGGGCGGGGGAGGGCGGAUGGGCGCGGGGGAGCGGACGGCGGAAGGGCGGUGGGCGGGGGGGCGGGGGGGAAUGAGGCGGGGGGGAUUGUAGGUCUGGAGCCUGGGAAGACGCGCAGCACACACAAACUGCUAAAGAUCGUAUCAGGCACCAACCGGGGGAGGCGCCUUCUGUCCCCCGCGGACCGCAACGUGCGGCCCAUGAUGGAGAUGGUGCGGGCGGCGGUGUUCGACAUGUUGCACGCGCUGCUGGCCGCGCCGCACCGCCUGCCGCCUGGCUCGCGCUGGCUGGACCUGUACAGCGGCACAGGGAGCGUGGGAUUAGAGGCGAUGAGUCGAGGGUGUGCGCAGGCGCAUUUCGUGGAAAUGGACCCCUGGGUCGUCUCAUCUGUGCUGUCCCCCAACAUUGAAGCCUGCUCCGCCUCCUCCCACACCACCAUCCACCCGCUCAAAGUCGAGUCCUUUCUGCAUCAAGCCCAGCAACGAGGAGUGGAGUGGGUGGGAGGCCCCUUCAGCUUCAUCAGUGUCACCCCUCCCUAUGAGCUCGUCGUGUACAGUCAACUCAUGGGCCAGCUUGCUGCUUCGCCUCUGCUGCACCCAGACACAUGCAUGGUGGUGGAGUAUCCAAUCAAAUCUAGGGAUGAUAUCUUGGACACAUGCGGUCCUCUAUAUAAGAUAAAGGAUCGAAAGUAUGGGCGAACCAAUGUGGCCAUUUACGGUCCUGCAUGGGCUCUAGAAGACAAUGUGCAAUAA
This is a messenger RNA of Closterium sp. Yama58-4, 1062 nucleotides long. The record is from the annotation of a GenBank genome assembly. Lineage: Eukaryota; Viridiplantae; Streptophyta; Zygnematophyceae; Desmidiales; Closteriaceae.